Molecule: messenger RNA, 2910 nt
Organism: Xiphophorus couchianus (Monterrey platyfish)
Lineage: Eukaryota; Metazoa; Chordata; Actinopteri; Cyprinodontiformes; Poeciliidae
Gene: khsrp
Product: KH-type splicing regulatory protein
Exons: 18
Coding region: 161-2104 (647 amino acids)
Biological process (GO): regulation of DNA-templated transcription
Molecular function (GO): RNA binding
Source: RefSeq, a predicted model, not a curated record
AAGCACUGUGAUUGGUAAUCUUGAGAAGUUUCUACCGGCGUGCUGCGCGGCUCGCGUUUCUGCCCCCGAGUCCGCUCCUGGUAGCCUUCCCGCUCCUCAGCAGCUUCGACCCGGGACAAAGCCUCGCCUGUUCUGCAGCUGUUUGCUCCUUCAGGGCAGCAUGUCGGAUUACGGCGGAGUCUCCUCUAACGGUGUUGGCGCUGGGGUGAAAAAAGACGCCUUUGCAGACGCCGUUCAACGAGCCAGACAGAUCGCAGCUAAAAUCGGUGGAGAGACUGUGCCCCAAGUGACAAACAACGGAGGAGCUGAAAGUUAUCCGUUCUCUGCACAGAAACGAUCCCUUGAAGAAGGAGAUGAGCCCGAUGCUAAGAAGUUAGCAUCACAGAGUGAAAGAGAUUCAGCAAUGUCUAUUGGAGCUCAGUUAGCUGCUCUGUCCCAACAAAGUGUCAGGUCCUCCACUAUUACAGAAGAGUACAAGGUGCCUGACAGCAUGGUUGGCCUCAUCAUUGGACGGGGAGGGGAACAGAUCAACAAAAUACAGCACGACUCUGGCUGCAAGGUCCAGAUUGCGCAUGACAGCGUCGGUCUUCCAGAAAGAAGCAUUUCCCUGACUGGAUCACCAGAGGCAGUACAGAGGGCCAGGGCUUUUCUAGAGGACAUUGUGUCCAGAGGUCAUGAUUCAAGUAACGGUCAGUCCGGCUCCAUGCAAGAGAUCAUCAUUCCUGCAGGAAAGGCCGGCCUAAUUAUUGGUAAAGGAGGAGAGACGAUCAAACAGCUCCAGGAGCGAGCUGGAGUUAAAAUGAUUCUUGUUCAGGACGGAUCACAGCCACCAAACAUAGACAAACCCUUGCGCAUCAUCGGAGACCCUUACAAAGUGCAGCAAGCAAAGGAGAUGGUGAAUGAGAUUCUACGAGAACGGGAUCACGCUGGGUUUGGAGAAAGGAAUGAAUACGGCUCAAGGAUGGGAGGGGGCGGCAUUGAUAUAGCUGUACCGCGACAGUCUGUAGGAGUUGUGAUCGGUCGCAGUGGGGAGAUGAUAAAAAAAAUCCAGAGCGAUGCUGGUGUGAAGAUCCAGUUUAAACCAGAUGACGGUACAGGCCCUGAUAAGAUUGCACACAUCAUGGGCCCUCCGGACCAGUGUCAGCACGCUGCUUCCAUUAUCACUGAGCUGCUGCAGAGCAUCCGUGCCCGAGAUGAAGGCGGGCAGGGGGGCCCUCCAGGUCCCGCUAUGUCGUCAGGAGGCCGAAGUCGUGGUGGAGGUCAGGGCAACUGGGGUCCUUCAGGAGGAGAGGUGACCUUCUCUAUUCCCGCGCACAAAUGUGGGCUCGUCAUUGGCAGAGGAGGAGAGAACAUCAAGUCCAUCAACCAGCAAACCGGGGCGUUUGUGGAGAUUUCCCGUCAAAUGCCGCCAAAUGGCGACCCAAACUACAAACUGUUUAUCAUCAGAGGCUCCCCUCAGGAGAUUGACCACGCCAAGCAGCUCAUAGAAGAAAAGAUUGAGGGUCCUUUGUGUCCAGUAGGGGGUGGUCCCGGUUCUGGAGGUCCAGGUGGGCCAAUGGGCCCCUAUAACCCAAAUCCCUAUAAUGCAGGGCCUCCUGGUGGAGCGCCGCAUGGAGCUCCUGGGGGUCCCCAGUAUUGUUCUCAAGGUUGGGGAAAUCCUUACCAACAGUGGCAAGCUCCAAAUUCACAUGACCCCAACAAAGCAGCUGCAGAUCCAAACGCAGCAUGGGCAGCAUACUAUGCUCAAUAUUAUGGGCAGCAGCCAGGGGCCGCCAUGGCCCCCCAGGCACCAGGUGCCCCUGCAGGAGCAGGGGACCAGGGCCAAGGAGCUCAGGCUUGUGGGGGCCAGCCUGACUAUACGAAAGCCUGGGAGGAAUAUUAUAAGAAGAUGGGCAUGACUCAACCAGGUGGAGGAGCAGCAGCCACUCCAGGCUCAGCACCAGCCGCUGCAGCUGCAGCACCAGGUGGCGCUGACGCUGGUGGACAGCAGGACUACAGUGCAGCCUGGGCUGAGUACUACAGACAGCAGGCUGCCUACUAUGGACAGGCAGGACAAGCUCCCGGACAGGCAGGUGGUCCAGAGCCGGGACAGCAGCCCCAGUAAACCCAUGGUUGAUCUGUUGGACGGCUGUAUUGGAUCUCAGGAUGCGUUUACUUUUCCUUUAUUUGGCUUUAAUAAGACAAGGCCAAGGUCUGCUUAUCCCUCAUAAUGUUAUCCAUGUGACAUAGUUUUUUUUAUGGAUUUAUAAAGGGGAACACAUUGCGCCCAUAAAUUGAACAAAGCACUAAAUACCUUUCCUGUUCGGUUUUCCCCUUUACAUGACUGCCUCACCUCAUUAUUCAAGUAAAGGUUUCUUUUUUUUUUUUCUUUUUUUUUUUUAUGAAAAUGUGAAUGAGCAAUUUUGCUUGCAAGCUAUCACAACAGCAUCUCAAUACUGAUUCACAUUUAGUAUUUCCCUUCAGUUUUCAGAGGGUACAAAAAGCUGUCUAGCAGUAUUUUGAAUAUAUUCACUAAUUAUCUUUGUAUGAAAGAUAAUUGCAAAGUUGUUUUGACCUAGGUACUUUUUCCCCCAACAUUCCUAGUGUGUAAUUUGCAGGUGUUAAUCUUCCUGCUGUGAUGAUUUUUUAAUUGUAUUCUUUCUUUUUUCCAAGAGGGUAUUGAGUGUUUGUAAUACCUGUAAUGCUACUGAAUGCUACAGAAACUGAAUGCGGUUUGGCAGCAAUUGGUCACUAAUUGUCCUAUUAACUGUAGGCUGGUUGUGUGUGCAUGUAUAUUUGUGUGCUUGACUGCCCUCCUUUUCAUUGUCAGCUUUACUUUUGAAACAUUUCUUCCAUUAGGUUCUGUCCUAUUUUUACUUCUUUUUUUUUACGGUUUGUUUUUAAAGACUUCAAUAAAACAUUAAUAUGAUA